Perognathus longimembris pacificus (Pacific pocket mouse) is the source of this 1396-nucleotide messenger RNA. Its product is annotated as serine/threonine-protein kinase pim-3-like. Gene Ontology annotation, molecular function: protein serine/threonine kinase activity; ATP binding. NCBI's taxonomy places the organism in Eukaryota, Metazoa, Chordata, Mammalia, Rodentia, Heteromyidae. The transcript is spliced from 6 exons. Gene Ontology annotation, cellular component: cytoplasm. The coding region runs from base 223 to 1203 and encodes 326 amino acids. The record is from RefSeq and is a predicted model, not a curated record. Gene Ontology annotation, biological process: protein autophosphorylation; negative regulation of apoptotic process; regulation of mitotic cell cycle.
AAAACCCCGGGGCGAGGCGGCCGGGGCGUCUGAGCCGCUCGGCCCGCCGCGUCUCCCCGCCGUCCCGCGCGGUCACCGGGCGACUGCGCCGCGCGGCCGCCUCGCCGAGCGCCGGCCUCGGGCCCGCCCGGCCCGCCGCGUCGUCCGCGUCCCGGGAGGCCCCCCCCCCCCGCGUCCGCGCCGGCCGGGUGAGAGGCGGCGCCCGGCGCGAGGCCGCCCGCGAUGCUGCUCUCCAAGUUCGGCUCCCUGGCGCACCUCUGCGGGCCGGGCGGCGUGGACCACCUUCCGGUGAAGAUCCUGCAGCCGGCCAAGGCGGACAGGGAGAGCUUCGAGAAGCUGUACCAGGUGGGCGCCGUCCUGGGCAGCGGCGGCUUCGGCACGGUCUACGCGGGCAGCCGCCUCGCCGACGGGCUCCCGGUGGCGGUGAAGCACGUGGUCAAGGAGCGGGUGACGGAGUGGGGCAGCCUGGGCGGCGCGGCCGUGCCCCUGGAGGUGGUGCUCCUGCGCAAGGUGGGCGCGGCGGGCGGCGCGCGCGGCGUCAUCCGCCUGCUGGACUGGUUCGAGCGGCCCGACGGCUUCCUGCUGGUGCUGGAGCGGCCGGAGCCCGCGCAGGACCUCUUCGACUUCAUCACGGAGCGCGGCGCCCUGGACGAGCCCCUGGCGCGCCGCUUCUUCGCGCAGGUGCUGGCGGCCGUGCGCCACUGCCACGGCUGCGGGGUGGUGCACCGCGACAUCAAGGACGAGAACCUGCUGGUGGACCUGCGCUCAGGCGAGCUCAAGCUCAUCGACUUCGGCUCGGGCGCGCUGCUCAAGGACACGGUCUACACCGACUUCGACGGCACCCGAGUGUACAGCCCCCCGGAGUGGAUCCGCUACCACCGGUACCACGGGCGCUCGGCCACGGUGUGGUCCCUGGGAGUGCUGCUGUACGACAUGGUCUGCGGGGACGUCCCCUUCGAGCAGGACGAGGAGAUCCUGCGAGGCCGCCUGCUCUUCCGGAGGAGGCUCUCCCCAGAGUGCCAGCAGCUCAUCGAGUGGUGUCUCUCCCUGCGGCCCUCGGCGAGGCCCUCCCUGGACCAGAUCGCUGCCCACCCCUGGAUGCUGGGGGCAGAAGGAAGUGUCUCUCAGAGCUGCGACCUCCGGCUCCGCGCCCUGGACGCGGACGAUGGGGAGAGCACCACAUCCAGCAGCGAGAGCUUGUGAGAGGGGCCUGACUCCCCCUGGCGUGGGAUGCCUCCUUGAAAAGCAGUGAUCUUUGACCCAUGGUGACCUUUGCCCUCGGCACCGGGCCCGUUUCCUUAGCUUUGAGUGCCUUUUUGAACGCUGCUCCGUGGGACCGGGUUUCCUUGAGCUCCUCUGUCCAAAGACAGCCCCGGCCCGGCUCCGGGGGAAGUGA